Messenger RNA from Pecten maximus, 1507 nucleotides. RefSeq lists its product as uncharacterized. The transcript is spliced from 4 exons. The record is from RefSeq and is a predicted model, not a curated record. NCBI's taxonomy places the organism in Eukaryota, Metazoa, Mollusca, Bivalvia, Pectinida, Pectinidae. The coding region runs from base 118 to 729 and encodes 203 amino acids.
UAUUGACCAAUAAGCGUGCGCGAUAGAUUGGUAGUGUGUUUUUCAGCCAAUCAGAGCAAGGUGCUUAACGAGGUUCUUAGAUCGUAAACGACACUACUAUUAUACCUCUGAUAAAGAAUGGCUGCAACUAUGCAGCUGUGUCCAAGUCUAGUGAGUUUUCGGGGUUCUGAGGGGGAAGCGAUCGUUAAAGAAGUCAUCUCUGGAAUUGAGCUAGCUCCUGGAUUCUUCAAUUUAGUUAUACAUUGCAGCAAUGCGAUCGAGGGAACAUCUUUCACCGAUGCUGCCAUCUCCCUCCGAGGACUCGUGGAAACACAGAGAGCUCUUAAUAAAGAUUACAGAGAUGGGAUUCCAAAAGUUGGACUGGUUAAAAUAAAAGACAUUCUUAACAUGCAUGUUUUUGAGGAAUUUCUAGAAGAUGGAGUAAAGGGCAUAGAAAACAGCUCUGCUGCUAACCAGCAGGCAUUUCUGACAUUGUUUCAUUUCCUGGACGAGAAAAAAAAGCAUGAACAGGCCAUUGAGAAACUCCUAACAAGCGUGCCUCAAACAAGCAGAAGUAAAGAAACAAUCAUGGUUGCCUUGGCACAUCACCUGUUUUCUCAGUUGGUACCAGGGAACAAGUACGAGGUUGAUAAAUAUGCAAAUCAGCUUCCAAAAGAAUGUGACUGUGGCUGUAAGGCCAUGAUUUGUAAAGGAGACACUUCAGUUGGAUUCGGUCCACCUGUAGUUUGAACCAUUGUUGGGAGAGGCAGUUCGAAAGUUCAGAUGGAACAUGGCAUGGCAGAGUAGAUAUUGUUUUGAACCAUACAAUUGCUGUGGCAGUCCUGAAAGAUCAACCAAAUAGUGAUGACGAAGAUGAAUAUAAUGAUACAGAUGAAGAAGGACCGCCAAGUAAACAGAGGAAAGCCUGUAAAAAUGAUACCGUUCUUCUUGAACGAAAAGUCUUAAAUAAGGUUUUAGCUGAAGCCAUAACAAAUAGUUUUGCUCAAGUCAACAUUCAUGAAAAAACACUGUCACAUUUUUUAAUUCCAACUUUUGGAGCUACAUCAGAACAUAUUACGAUUUGUUUAUAUGAUUCUGAGAAUGACUACUUACUGCACAUUAAGGAUGAACUUUUAUUAUGGAAACCCAUUGGUGUGGCAAAACAACUCAAUGUUCGAACUUUAGUCGUCAUUUGGCUUUUCUUAAAUUUCUCUAUUUUUACGCAUAAAAAACUGCACACUCUCAUAAAUCUUGACAAAUCAGGCUUGCAUGAUGAAUUAUUGGAAUGUUUAGAGCUUUACAAAAACACAGAAACAAAAGGAAAGUUUGUUUCUUCAGAAUCUUCUGAACAGCUUUGGAAGAGUAUGGCCCCUGCAGUCAAACACCGUAAAAAACUUCAGUGAAAGAUCGGACCACUGGCCUGUUGCCCAUGAUUUUGCUUCAGAUAAACUUUAAACAUUGUACAGUUUUGCAUGAAAGGUCAUUACCCUAAAGAAUGGAAUAAAAACAAAGAUAUAGAGAAAAUCAA